Molecule: messenger RNA, 806 nt
Organism: Maniola jurtina (meadow brown)
Lineage: Eukaryota; Metazoa; Arthropoda; Insecta; Lepidoptera; Nymphalidae
Exons: 3
Coding region: 30-572 (180 amino acids)
Source: RefSeq, a predicted model, not a curated record
UCAUUAAAAUAUUUAAUUUUCUAAAUAAAAUGCCGAAAAAUAUUACAAAUGAAGUACGUGAAAUAAUUUUAAAAAUCAAAGAGUUUAUGGACGAUGAAAAACGGAUGCAAGUACCAAUAAUACCGCUCAGCAAAGUAUACGUAAGGGUGUCUGCUGCCACAGGUGUAUCAGAAAGAACAGUGCUUAAUAUAGUGAAAGAAGCCAGGCUAGUAGAGCAAGGAUUAUUAGAUCCUGAUACAUUCAAGAGGGCACCUAAGAAAAGAGUUCGAACCAAAGGAAAAAUAGAAGUUGAUGAAUAUGAUUUGCAAGUUAUCAGACGAAAGAUUCAUGAGUUUUAUGCAUUCAAAAAAGAAGUGCCAACUAUAAAUAAACUUUUACAAAUCUUGAAAGAGGAAAUAAACUUCAAAGGUUCGAGAGAAACACUAAGAAAAAUCCUUCGUAAAAAUGGGUUUCAAUUCAGAAAAACAAAAAAUAAUAAAGAGAAAGAGCAUGCACCAGAAUCAACCUCAUCUGUCCCUCCGAUGGUUACACCAUAUAUUCACUCCAUGUUCAAUCAUAAAAAUAUUCAGUAAUAAAUCUUACUUUAUUUAGGUUGAUAAGAAAUUAAUGUUAGGUGUUAUCCUCCAGUAACAAUUUGUGUGCAUACAAAUAAGAAUUAGCUUUUUAAUCUGCUAGGAUUCCCAAUUUUAUAAUCAGGGCUGAUCAGUAUUUUAAUUUAAACCAUUUUUGGCAGGUUACAAGUUUAUAUGGUUUCACAACAUAUUAUUAUAAAUAAGAGUCCCCCAUUGCUCUGCGUUUGUGUGGGU